This is a messenger RNA of Uranotaenia lowii, 1520 nucleotides long. It is a transcript of the gene Mdh1, whose product is annotated as malate dehydrogenase, cytoplasmic. The record is from RefSeq and is a predicted model, not a curated record. Bases 205 to 1206 code for a protein of 333 amino acids. The transcript has 3 exons. Gene Ontology annotation, biological process: tricarboxylic acid cycle; oxaloacetate metabolic process; malate metabolic process. Gene Ontology annotation, molecular function: L-malate dehydrogenase (NAD+) activity. Gene Ontology annotation, cellular component: cytosol; mitochondrion. NCBI's taxonomy places the organism in Eukaryota, Metazoa, Arthropoda, Insecta, Diptera, Culicidae.
AACCGAACCCAUCACUCCACGGCGAAACAUCAGAAAUUUCAGUCACUUUUCUACCGCGGCUUCGCAGAGUUCAGUGCAUUUUUGAUUGAUUUUUCGCAGCAUCUUACGUGCCCGGAGUUUCUUAUUUUUUAGUUGAUAAAGUUUUGUGAAAUUUUAUUGUCAUCCGUUUAGUGUGUCUUCUGGAACUCUAAAAAAACAAUCAAAAUGUCGGAACCAAUUCGUGUGGUUGUGACCGGAGCUGCUGGCCAGAUUGCCUACUCGCUGCUGUACAUGAUCGCCAAGGGUGAUGUAUUCGGGCCGAAUCAGCGAUUGAUUUUGCAUUUGCUGGACAUCCCACCGAUGAUGGGUGUGCUCGAGGGCGUGGUCAUGGAACUGGCCGAUUGUGCCCUGCCCCUGCUGGCCGGUGUGGUCCCGACUGCCGAUCCAGCCGUCGGUUUCAAGGAUGUUGCCGCUGCCUUCCUGGUCGGUGCGAUGCCCCGUAAACAGGGCAUGGAACGCAAAGAUCUGCUCUCGGCCAAUGUGAAGAUCUUUAAGGUUCAGGGUGAAGCCCUCAACACUCACGCACGAAAGGAUGUGAAAGUGCUCGUUGUUGGAAAUCCAGCUAAUACGAACGCCUUGGUCUGCUCGCAUUAUGCCCCAUCGAUUCCGAAGGAGAAUUUCACCGCCAUGACCCGGUUGGAUCAGAACCGUGCCCAGGCUCAGAUUGCCGCUCGUCUCGGUGUUGGCAUUGCUCAAGUGAAGAAUGUUAUCAUCUGGGGCAACCAUUCGUCGACCCAGUACCCGGAUGCCAAGAAUGCUACAGUUGAACAGGGCGGAGCCAAGAAGAAUGUCACUGACGCUAUCGCCAACAAUGAAUAUCUGAACGGCGAAUUCGUUGAAACAGUACAAAAGCGUGGUGCCGCCGUCAUCAAUGCUCGAAAAAUGUCAUCGGCAAUGUCGGCGGCCAAGGCGGCUAGUGACCAUAUGCGUGAUUGGUUUGCCGGCACCAAGGAUGGAGAGUUCGUUUCCAUGGGUGUUGUUUCCGAUGGCAGCUACGGCACUCCGAAGGACAUUGUCUUUUCCUUCCCAGUGGAAAUCAAAAACGGCCAAUGGAAAAUCGUUCAAGGUUUGUCCGUCGAUGCCUUCGCUCGGGAGAAACUUGACGUGACGGCCAAGGAACUGCUCGAAGAGAAAGAAGAAGCCAUGUCCGUCUGUGCAGCGGAUUGACUAACUAAACUGUAAAACAGAACAUUUGUUGAAAUAUGAUAGACAAAACAUGAAAGUAGUAGAGAUAUUAUUCAUAGGUUGUCUGUUUAGUUUCUCUUUCAAAAGUUUUGUUUUACCAUGCACAUUGUGAAUCACGUGAAUAAAAAGUCUAGCGAGUGGCUGAAGUUUAACCAAUCGAAGCGAAUUAUGCACUUAUAGUAAAUUAUAGAGCACACCUCAACAACAAAAGCCGUACGCGAGCAUUUAUUAUUGAAAAUGUAUUCAAUUAGCAUUUUGUUUUUUGUUUUCAAUAAAACCUGAUUGAAUUGCACUAA